GGCAAUUAAUAGGAUUGAAUCCAAGACGUAUCCUCAUGAUCUGCGACCUUCCAAGGACAGCGACUGCAAGGCAAACCUUUGACUUCAUCGAAGCUUUAAUACUACUUGAUUAGUGGUUUAUAAGUGUCAAUUUAUUUCCAGUUAACAAACCUACCCAAUCCCCGUCAUGCUUCCUUGGUCUACGGGUCGCGUUUGCAACUUUUCCCGAUCUGUUCUCAUCUGAAUUGAAUGUACUCAAGCGCUAUCACUACCCUUGAAGUACUUUUGUGUAGCUUUGUGGUUUCUUGAGCUUUAACCGCCUCUGCAAUGAUCCCUGGGGUGUAUCCGUUUUUUGCACUACCUGGAGAUGUUUCAACCCAAGGAGUUCAAGCGCAGACGACCGAUGGUUCCGGCCCUUCUUACCCAGCAUCAUUGGUUCAACAAGCUCUUUUGCAAGAGGCUCUUCGGGGGGUUGGCCUUAACCCGGUAGUCUCUCUGUUUUGCAACCCCAACAUCGGGUGUCCUGUUCCUCUUAAUCUCCUCCCUGGCGGUGUGCAGUUUUCUUCUCUUAAUUCGUCAUAUCCUAUCAAUCCCCUAAUUUUCUAUCCAACACCCGGCCAAGUCUCUUUCCCCAUCGGCGCCACGAGUGAGGCAGUACGUGGCGAACCUGACGCCCACACUAUCGUCCGUGCUCCAGUUUUGUACAAGACAGCGACCAAUGGGGUCGGUGCCGAUCAGCGCAGAUCCGAGGAUGGUUCCAAAUCGACCGAACAAAGUCCGCCCGAUCGAAUAGUGGCCUCGUACGCUGCAGCUGCGCAUGCUGCCGCCUUGGUCAAUCAUCAGCCGGUUUCAAAAGCAGCGGAAAACUUUCUGUCCGCCUCAUCAAUCCCUCGCACUAGACAUGCGAAGCGGUCCAGGGCCCAUGCUACGAAUGGCCUUGGUCGCUUCAACUCGUCCGAGACUUCCGUCCCUCCGCGUAGUGAUGUACAAUUGUCUUUACCUUCAUCCUCACUCACGUCCUCUGCGGUGAGUACAACGACUGAAAGACGGGCUGGGUGGGCACGUAUCGUUGACCAAAAGGCUGGUACGGUGGAAUACAUUACCCCUAACGGUGUCCGCUUGCACAAUCGGACCGAGGUUUUCGACUACUUUCGGACAACUUAUCCCAGCUUUGCGGAUGGGAAGCAAUACGAGGAAUUAACCGCAAUGUGCUUUAAUUUUGAACCCACAGCCGAUGUUCCGCUGAUUUCUGACGAACUACAUAGGCUCUCUAAUCCCUCCCUAUCUCAUAUCGGGUUUUCAAACACUGUCACUUCUCCUACGGCCGACGGAAGCGCGCCGGAUACUCCAGCUUCAAAGGACUCUAGCUCCACAAUUUGUCGUAUCUCGUUUAACCCAAAUCACACUUUGAACGACAAUCUGAGUCCCAUGAAACGAGCGAAACUUUCCGCACCGGAUUCAUCAAUCGGUAGCCCCCAGUCCUCUUCUGCCAUUGAUCCACCCCUUGGGUCCUCUGAAACAGUGAAUCAGGUCACUUCCCAGGCUGGCUGUAUGCGGGAGCAUGCCGAAUUCGACAACCCAACCACUUGUUCGGGAAACUCAAACGAUACUUCGGUUCCAUGUGUCGUCACAACGCAUCCAAAUGUCUUGGAUUCAAGCCAGAGUCAUGUUGAACCUCAGACCAAUGAUGUUACCCGAACCGCGUUUGCUCCCGGUGACGUCACUUCUUCGUCUACUGUAACAUCCAACGAAGUGCCCAAUGAGGAAUCAGUUGCCAAAAUGACCACGGAAACUCUGACCACCGGUUCAACAGCAUCCUAUGGUCUUCCCGUGAUACCUUCAGUUGUCCCACCAUCCGAUGCUCGGAGUGCAAUGGAAAGCGAUGUGGGAUUGUCAUCCCUCUCCGGACUGAAGUCAGACGCUGCCACCGCUCUUCAACUCACUGGUGGAAUACCCAGCAACGCGGCCAACGAAUUGGCCAUACUUAAUCAGCUAAUCGCCAAUUCUCGUUUGGCGGAAGUUCAGCUGCAGCAACAACAGGUAGCCGCUCUCCUCACUGCCUUGUCCUCACAAUCGGCUCACCAUAACUUGUGCACCACCUUACCCUCGAUUCCUUUGUUGAGCGGUCCACAGCACACAACUCCACUGUUACUCGCAUCUCAGCCUCUCUGGAUGACGCCUGCUGUCACAGCUAACUCCUCUUGGUCUGAGGUGGCAUCUGCCACUUCACCCAUAUCUCCAGUCACAUUGCAGCAGCAAAUGAUUGCAGCGGCAGCGGCCCAACAGCAACAGCUAGCUUUGGCUGCUCUGCUUCAGCGUCAACAAUCGGCCAAUCAACAACACUUUCUAAACUCUGCUGCACAAGUUCAGAAUUAUCUGAAUGCAUUCCAGCGCCACCUCUUCGAUGGAUCGCAUCAGUGAUGCUUUGGUCUUUCUGCUCAUCGUUCGGAAUCUGUCGCCAGCUCCUCCCGGUUUCUUUGUUUGCUCAUCUUUUAGGUAUUUACUAGUUAUCCUGUUUGGGUCACAACAGGGGGUUAUGCAAAUCAGUCUGCCUGUCGCGUCUUUGCAUUAGUGUACAAUCGUGGUUGUUCCCUUUGGAAUAGGCAUUUACUGUUCACAUUUUGCACGUGUGUUCACCUGUCCACCGUUCACAAUAUCAGACUUAACGCGAAUUCCUCCUUUGUCCUCUUGGAUUCAGUACUGUAGUGUGAUUAACCCACAACCGUCCAGCACCCUAUUGCUCCAGCCACGCUGGGCUCUCAUUCCAACAUUGACCUUGUUCAUUUACCGCGCUCGUCUGUUUGUGCUUUUCAUCUUUUACUUCCAUCAUCAGAUGGCAUGUCAUGCUUGUUACUUUGUAGUAUUUUUCUCUCCAGGUUGGUUGGUAUUUGUGGCCUUACGGAACGUCAUUCUUGUCCACAUGUCCAUUUGGUUCCUUGUAAAGCUCGCCACUGGUUGUGUGCACGGUUCAGUUUGUUCUACGCGUGUUGUACAUUGUUCUUGAAUAAGGAUGAUUGUAUUACUAUUUCACACGCAUCAUUCGGUACUUCAGCCAGAUGCACAUGGGACUAGGCGUGCUAAAUGCUCCAUCCGUUGCCAUUGUUUUCUGUUAUGGAAGACAGUUUCAGCACUGGUGACAUACCACCUCAGCGACUAUCCCAAGACUUCUGUCUGUUUGUAGAAAAUAGCUGAGGAAUCAUGCUUGGAUUGAAUCCCUAGUGGUGGAGAGUUUCGGUGUGUCAGCAGUUGUCCAUGCGCGUCCAGUUUUUCUUUUGGUUUUGACAGGCUUUUUUCUCAGCCUGGCGGUUGGUUUUUGUGCCUCAGCGAAAUGAUGCUGUCUGAAUAGUAUUGCCGCCAUUUUCCAUAUGUUCUUCACAUAAGGCAGAAAGACCCGUCACUGUCGUUGGUGUAUACUGUUUGUCUAACUUGCUGUGAUUCAGACACCUACAGAUGAAGCUUCGCGGGUAUCCAAUGACUUAGUAACAUCUAAAUAGAUGAUUUCCUUACGUGGUACUACAGUGUGUUUGCAGUCCGCGAAAUAGUGUCCGCACACAGUUCACUUUGUGGCAGUGUGGGUGGUUGUUGUUAAAAUUCAGAAUUUGGUCUGUAUAUGUCCCUUUCUUGAGACCGAUGUUUGUAGCCCCCCUUCCAUGGUUCUUGUUAUGAAUACGUCCAGGAAAGAUAGUUGGCUUUCACUCUCCAGUUCCAUUGUCAACUGGAUGCUCUCCAUGGUCAUCAUCAUUAUACACGUUAGAAAGAGGUUAAAAGAACCCAGCUACUGUGCCGUAAUACAU
Dicrocoelium dendriticum is the source of this 3773-nucleotide messenger RNA. Lineage: Eukaryota; Metazoa; Platyhelminthes; Trematoda; Plagiorchiida; Dicrocoeliidae. The record is from the annotation of a GenBank genome assembly.